AAAAGAACAGACACCCCCCUUUAAGCUUUUUGCCGCGAAGAAGACGAUCGCAUUAUGGGCGUCUCUUCGCCGGAGAUAGACCACUGAUCGCCGAUGAUUGAUUUGUGAAGUGGAGAGAAUGGGUAAAGGUACGAUGAACGGAGUAUCAAAGUCCGUGUCACAUAAACUCUACAAAGACAGAGCAAAGAAUCGUGUCGAUGAUCUUCAAGGUAUGUUAACAGAUCUACAAUCAGCGAGGAAGGAGAGUCGCACGGUUGAUAUGACGGUACUGGAAGAACAGGUUAAUCAGAUGCUUCGUGAAUGGAAGGCUGAACUUAACGAACCUUCUCCAGCUCCUUCUUUACAGCAGGAUGGAAGUCAUGGUUCGUUUUCCUCGGAAAUUUAUAGGUUGCUGCAUAUGGGUGAGGAAGAAGAUGAUGCUACUAGUACUCUAGCUGUUCCUAAGCUUGAAUCAGACAAUAAAAAACCUGUCUUUGAAGAGGGUUUCAAUGGGAUUCAGGGGUUACAGCAACCAACAAUUCAAUUUGUCGAUGAGUUUAAAGGCUCCCCUUCAGGAGUGAAUAACUUGUGUUUUAAUUCUCAGUUGGACUAUCAACCAUAUGAGUUACUUCAAGAUGUCGAAACCAAUUAUCUUAGUUUUAAUGAUAUGGUUCUGUGUGGAGAGGAUGGUAUUCAUCAAAUUAUAUGCCCUCCACCUUCUGCAUUCUUGGGUCCAAAAUGUGCACUUUGGGAUUGUCCAAGGCCAGCUCAAGAAUGCCAAUCCUAUUGCAGUAACUUUCAUGCAGCUUUAGCGAUGAUUGAGGGUCCACCUGGUAUGACUCCUGUUCUUCGUCCUGGAGGUAUUGGGCUGAAAGAUGGUUUACUUUUUGCUGCGUUAACUGCAAAAGCAGAAGGUAAAGAUGCUGGCAUUCCCGAGUGUGAAGGGGCAGCAACUACAAAGUCCCCGUGGAAUGCUCCUGAGCUCUUUGAUAUAACUGUUCUUGAAGGCGAAACAAUUAGAGAAUGGCUAUUUUUUGACAAACCUCGAAGGGCAUUUGAGAGUGGGAAUAGAAAGCAAAGGUCACUACCGGACUACUAUGGACGAGGCUGGCAUGAAUCAAGGAAGCAAAUAAUGAAUGAAUUUGGGGGGCUUAAGAGAUCGUACUAUAUGGAUCCACAACCUAGAAAAGACUUUGAAUGGCAUCUAUAUGAGUAUGAGAUCAGUAAAUGUAAUGUUUGUGCAUUGUAUAGGCUGGAAUUUAAGCAAGUUGAUGGGAAGAAAAUUACGAAAUCAAAGAUAACCAAAACAAAUGAUUCAGUUGCUGAUCUGCAGAAGCAAAUGGGAAGACUUACUGCUGAAUUUCCCUUUGACAAUAAACGGGCUUCCAAAGGGAGGAGUUCGAAUACAAAUACAAAUUCAAAGGCGGUUGGUAUUGGGAAUCCUAAUUCCGCAAGUGAUGUGAUUGAACCUUAUGGUGAUUACUUAACUUAGCUGGUUCGGAUAUGGAAGACAUUCGGCUUUAUAGGUGCCAAAUAUUAUAGUAAAGUGGAUAUACCAAGUUAUUGCUUCUAUAUGAUGGCAAGAGGAUUGAUCUGGUUAUAUGCUUUUAUAUAGUGUUUGUGUUAUGUUUUGGAGAUGCUAACGGUUUGGAAGUUCCUUUGCAUUUGCUUGUGACACAUUUAUGACGACGGUUGGGUUGAACUUUCUAUUUGGUAGCCAAUUAAGAAUACAUAUGUAAAUACUUUUCGGGUUUGUGCUGAUGAUACUUGCUUCUAUUUUCGAUACUUCUGAAGGAUUUUUUAUUUAUUU
Impatiens glandulifera is the source of this 1789-nucleotide messenger RNA. Its product is annotated as transcription factor VOZ1-like. The transcript is spliced from 4 exons. NCBI's taxonomy places the organism in Eukaryota, Viridiplantae, Streptophyta, Magnoliopsida, Ericales, Balsaminaceae. The record is from RefSeq and is a predicted model, not a curated record. Bases 119 to 1471 code for a protein of 450 amino acids. Gene Ontology annotation, biological process: regulation of DNA-templated transcription; positive regulation of long-day photoperiodism, flowering.